Ahaetulla prasina is the source of this 5192-nucleotide messenger RNA. It is a transcript of the gene TAOK3, whose product is annotated as TAO kinase 3. The transcript is spliced from 22 exons. The record is from RefSeq and is a predicted model, not a curated record. The coding region runs from base 476 to 3202 and encodes 908 amino acids. Lineage: Eukaryota; Metazoa; Chordata; Lepidosauria; Squamata; Colubridae. Gene Ontology annotation, molecular function: protein kinase activity; ATP binding. Gene Ontology annotation, biological process: execution phase of apoptosis; protein phosphorylation.
GCCCCCCCCCCACUUUCGGCCGCGCCGGAGGGAGGGAGCGAGCAGGCGAGCGGCGGCUGCUUUCUCCUCAGGCGGGCGGAGGGUCGCUGGGAGUCCCGGCUCACCGCUGGGCUUCCCUUCCCGGAGCUUGAGCGGAGCGGCCGCCGGCGAGGAACUUUUCCCAGCGCCAGGCGGGUCAGAAAAUCGGCGUACCGAGAGCCACCAGCAACUGCGGAAGAAAAAUGCUGCCGAAAUGCGUUUGAGCCAUAGACUGUGGUGAAUGCCAUAAUUGUCCAGCAAAAGUUGUUUCCAGGCCCUGAUAAAUGAAGUUGUUGAUCUUUCUGUAAUCAAGUCAAUUUUUGUCAUCCCUGCUAAUUUUGACAUCUUCAACAACCAUUCUUCCAUUGCUCUGAAGCCCUUGAAAAUCGCACCGUCAAUGAAGGAAGAAACCGCCUUGGAUUUUGAAGUGUGGGCGAGGUCCUGAUUCUGUCCCAACAUGCGUAAAGGGGCACCCAAGGAUCCGGAUAUCACCGACCUUUUCUACAAAGAUGAUCCUCAGGAGCUGUUCGUGGGUUUACAUGAAAUCGGGCAUGGAAGUUUUGGAGCGGUUUAUUUCGCCACCAACGCCCGCACCAACGAAGUGGUGGCAAUCAAGAAAAUGUCUUACAGCGGAAAACAAACAAACGAGAAAUGGCAGGAUAUCAUCAAAGAGGUCCGGUUUCUGCAACAGCUGAAGCACCCCAACACCAUAGAAUAUAAAGGCUGCUAUUUGAAAGAACAUACCGCCUGGCUAGUGAUGGAAUACUGCCUGGGAUCCGCUUCAGACCUGUUGGAAGUACAUAAAAAGCCACUCCAGGAAGUAGAGAUCGCUGCCAUUACCGACGGUGCCUUGCAGGGACUAGCAUAUCUUCAUUCACAUUAUAAAAUUCACAGGGAUAUUAAAGCAGGAAAUAUUCUUCUAACAGAACCGGGCCAAGUGAAACUAGCAGACUUCGGCUCUGCUUCUAUAGCCUCUCCUGCCAAUUCUUUCGUGGGAACACCUUACUGGAUGGCUCCGGAAGUUAUCUUGGCUAUGGACGAUGGACAGUACGAUGGGAAAGUCGAUGUUUGGUCGCUUGGAAUUACUUGCAUUGAGUUAGCGGAACGGAAACCACCUCUCUUCAAUAUGAAUGCAAUGAGUGCCUUAUAUCACAUCGCCCAGAACGAUUCUCCCACGCUACAGUCCAAUGAGUGGACCGAUUCUUUUAGAAGAUUUGUUGAUUACUGCUUGCAGAAAAUACCUCAGGAGCGUCCAUCGUCGUCCGAACUUUUGAGGCACGAAUUUGUACGAUGCGAGCGUCCGCCACGGGUCCUCAUAGACUUGAUUCAAAGAACCAAGGAUGCCGUCCGAGAGUUGGAUAACCUCCAGUCUCGCAAAAUGAACAAAAUCCUUUUCCAGGAGGUCUACAAUGGCCCUCUGAACGAGUCUCAGGAAGACGAGGAGGACAGUGAGCAUGGGACAAACCUGACUAGGACGAUGGACAGUCUGGGCAGCAAUCAUUCCACCCCCAGCAUGUCCGUCAGCACAGGCAGCCAGAACAGCAGUGUCAACAGCAUGCAGGAGGUAAUGGAGGAGAGCAGUUCUGAGCUGCUUCCGAUGCAUGACCACGAGAGCGCCAUUAAUUCCACUUCCUCUGUUGUCAUGAAGAAGGAUCAUGUAUUCAUAAGGGAUGAGGUGGGCCAAGGGGAGCGGAGGCCUGAACUGCGGCCUACUCAUUCGGUCCAGAAUCAGGCCCUUCACUACCGGAACAGAGAACCAUUUGCCACAAUCAGAUCAGCAUCAUUGGUUACAAGGCAGAUCCAUGAGCAUGAGCAGGAGAACGAGUUGCGGGAACAGAUGUCAGGAUAUAAACGGAUGCGGCGCCAGCACCAGAAGCAGCUGAUCGCCCUGGAAAACAAGCUGAAGGCUGAAAUGGACGAACACCGCCUCAAGCUGCAGAAAGAGGUGGAGACCCAUGCCAACAACUCGUCCAUUGAACUGGAGAAGCUAGCCAAGAAACAGGUGGCCGUCAUAGAGAAGGAGGCAAAGACAGCGGCAGCAGAUGAGAAGAAGUUCCAGCAACAGAUUUUGGCUCAGCAGAAGAGGGAUCUGACCAAUUUCUUAGAAAGUCAGAAGAAGCAAUACAAGAUUUGCAAAGAAAAGAUUAAAGAGGCAAGGAGACGCUCUCCAGAUCUGGGGAAGGAGAUGAACGAGGAUCACAGCACACCCAAGAAGGAGAAGCAGGAAAGGAUCUCCAAACACAAAGAAAACCUGCAGCACACGCAGGCUGAAGAGGAGGCGCAUCUCCUCAGCCAGCAGAGACUCUACUACGACAAAAACUGCCGUUUCUUCAAGCGGAAAACGAUGAUCCGAAGGCAUGAGUUGGAGCAGCAGAAUAUUCGUGAGGAGCUGAACAAGAAGAGAACCCAGAAGGAGAUGGAACAUGCCAUGCUAAUACGGCACGACGAGUCGACGCGGGAGUUAGAAUACCGGCAGCUGCACUUGCUGCAGAAGCUGCGUAUGGACUUGAUCCGGCUGCAGCACCAGACGGAACUUGAAAACCAGCUGGAGUAUAACAAACGGCGGGAACGAGAGCUGCACAGGAAGCACGUCAUGGAGUUGCGGCAACAGCCGAAGAAUUUGAAGGCCAUGGAAAUGCAGAUCAAGAAGCAGUUCCAAGACACGUGCAAAGUGCAAACUAAGCAGUACAAAGCGCUCAAGAAUCACCAGCUGGAAGUGACUCCAAAGAGUGAGCACAAAACUAUUUUGAAAAGCCUGAAGGAUGAGCAGACGAGGAAGCUCGCCAUCCUGGCGGAACAGUAUGAGCAGAGCAUCAAUGAAAUGAUGGCGUCGCAAGCGCUGCGGCUAGACGAGGCUCAGGAAGCAGAAUGCCAAGCCUUGAGGCUGCAGUUGCAGCAAGAGAUGGAACUGCUCAACGCCUACCAGAGCAAAAUCAAGAUGCAGACAGAAGCACAGCACGAACGGGAGCUCCAGAAGUUGGAGCAGAGGGUGUCCUUGCGCAGAGCACAUCUGGAGCAAAAGAUUGAAGAGGAGUUGGCCGCCUUGCAGAAGGAACGUAGCGAGAAGAUCAAGGUUUUGUUGGAAAGGCAAGAGCGAGAGAUUGAAACUUUUGACAUGGAAAGUUUACGAAUGGGCUUCGGGAACUUGGUGACAUUAGAAUUUCCUAAGGAGGACUACAGAUGAGAUUAAAUUCCUUUGGCCAUUUUCCAAAAAAAAAACCCAACAACAACAAAAUCCCACACGAAAACCACCAAGCAAAAAUUGCAGAACCAAGGAGGAGAGAGAGAGAGAGAGAGAGAGAGAGAAAGAAAAAUAAGUAUCUCAAAUCAACAUUGGCCCUUGCCCCUCACCCCACCCGGUCCCCAAGUUAAUGGCUGUGCUCGCUCUCUCUUUCCGUCUCUUUAACUGACGUCCCGUCGGACUUAGUGCCUGUAUAAUUAUAAUCCAUCAGGGCCUCCCACCUUCACCCCCCGCGCGUCUCGUUUGAAGCUGGACCAUGCUUGGCUGCCUCUGGAAACUUCAUAACGUCUGACGAUAUCGAUGUCUCUGUGCAAGCCAUUUUGGUUUUCUUUCUUUUUCUUUUCCUUUUUUUUUUCUUUUUUAAUUUUUUUUUCCCCGAUUAACCUUUUCGGUGCAAACUUUGGAGAUCGUUUCAAUGAAUCCAACCAACCACAACCGAUCAACGCCAACCACACACACAAAAAAAACAAAAAAACCCAAGGAAAUUCAGUUUUUUGCUUUCGGGCAGUCGUUCCUGGAUGGCCAUCAACGCAUGAGAAGGAAAAAAAAAACAAAAAAACAACCACACACACACACACACGCAAGCCAAACAAGAAAGAAACCAACAAAAAAUUCAGAAGGAACCUGAAAAAGAAACAAACAAAAAAAACACCUCCAAAUAAAUCGCAUCUCUCUUCUUCUUUUUUUUUUCUUUUUUCUUUUUCCGGAAAAAAAAACAAAAUUGAAAAAGAAGCGAAACAGAAGCGUUCAGCUUUUCCAAACCACACACACACCCUCCUCCCCUACCAGAGAAGGGGAGAGGGGAAAAAAAAAAAAAAAAAAAUAACGUACGCGGAGAUCUCGCAGCCUUACCUUAAUCCGCUGCUCCUUUAUUUUUAUUUUUAGUUUUCGAAUUUCAUUGCCGUUUCCUCUCUUUUUUUUUUCUUUUCUUGUUUUUUUUAAAUUUCCUUUCGUUUGACUUUUUUUUUUUUUUUCCCUUUCGGUCUUGAUUCAUCAGGAAUAAAGGAAAUUCCGUGGAAAUAAUAAAACCGUUUUUAAGGAAGAGAUCGAGAAAUUUGAUAACCUUUUGCAGAAGAAAAAAUAAUAAUAAUAAUAAUGAUAAUAAUGACGAAUUCUGAAUUGUGGUGUACAUAUCAAUGGUCGACAUUUUUUCGUGGGUGGGAGGAAAGGGUGGGAACGGGUUGGAAAGAGGGAAAGCGUGAAAUUCUUUUUUUUUUAUAACUUUUAAUUUUUUUUCUUCUUUCUUUUUUCUUUCUUUCUUUCUUUCUUUCUUUCUUUUUUUUUUGGAAAGGGCAAGGCCGGGCCAGCGGGGUGGGUGUGCGGGGCUACAGUUUGGCCUUGGCCUUUGGCACAUUCUUGAUUGUAUCAUAAAUCAUUUUCUGCUGUCGCAGAGGAUGUGAAUACACUUAAAAAAAAAUAAUAAUAAAUAAUAAUAAUAAUAAUAAAAAUUAAAAAAAAAAAAAGAGAAGAAGGCCAGAGGAUACCCAGAGCACAAAUUGGGCCUUCUCAAAAUUGUGUAUUUUGUGUAUAGAAGGAAAUUUAAGGAGAAAUUUACUUAUUUUCAUAUUGUAUUUUAACUGUUUCUCUGAUCAAAAGUUUUUUUACUACCUACCUUCCUUGACCCUCGAUCCCAUUCCAAGCCACACCAACCCUCUACCUCCCCCACCUCUCCUCCUGCUCCCCCCUCCCUAUCGCCUCUUUUUCCAAGUCAAAACUUUGGAGUUGAACACUGUCUAUCAAAUCACAUCACCUUGACCCUCUUCCCCCCCUCCUCUCUCUUGCUCUUUUCCUGGUCCUUGACCUUUGCCCCCCCCCUCCCCGCCCCCUGACACCCUCCCCUUCUUUCCCAUCCCCGAUAAAUCUUGGUCAUAAAUAUUGCAUUAUUCACUCUUUCAAACUGUGUAUUUUCUUACAAUAAAAACGGUUUUAAAAA